CCUAGAAAGGCUAUUACCGUUAUUGUAUUAUAAUAAUAAAAUUUCAUAACUUUACUACUACAAAAAAAAAAAUUUAGAACUACCAAUGUACUUUGGAUCAUUACCAUUUAUCAUCUACUAUACCUUGAAUUGAAAUAGGAAUAGUAAGGAAAAGGCAAUCGAUUAUGGAAAAAGAAGACGUCGAAAUAUCUCUACAGAAAUGGCUCAAACCGGAAGUGUUGCCAGUAAAUUACAAACCUUCCCAGAAGAAAACAUUGGAAGAAAAUUCACGAGCAGAAAUAUUUCACGAAUAUGCUCUGCGGAGAAAUGAACCGGUGUGUAAGAACUUUUUGAACUUGUUGAAUGCUGCUGAUGGUUUUAUUAACAAUAUGUCAGCACGUAUAUUAGCUAAAGUUGCUUGCUACUCGACGGAUUACAUUAGUAAAACUGAUCUCCAGUUUUAUUUGAACUGGAUUAAGGAGCAGCUGUUGUCGACUAAUAAUGAGUACAUGCAAUCGGUUGCGCGUUGUUUACAAAUGUUGUUACGCCGUGAUGAAUACAGAACUGAGUUUAUUUCAGUUGAUGGCAUGCCGGCUGUGAUAAGUGUAUUGUCUGGACGGGUUAACUUCCAGAUACAAUAUCAAUUGAUCUUCUGUGUUUGGGUCAUGACGUUCAAUCCUCGUUUGGCUGGACAAAUAAACGAAUUUAAUGUUAUUCCGAUAUUGGCAGACAUUUUAGGCGAUUCUGCCAAAGAGAAGGUCACCAGAAUUAUUCUUGCGGUUUUCAGAAACCUACUAGAAAAGCCGGAGGACAGCUCUACUUCCAAAGAACAUUGUAGCGUUAUGGUCCAAUGUGAAGUAUUAAAACAACUGAGUAUUCUUGAACAGAGAAAUUUUAAUGACGAGGACAUAGUUGAGGACAUUCAGUUCUUGAACGAGCGACUCCAAGCCUCGGUAAAAGAUUUGAGCUCAUUUGAUGAAUAUGCCACUGAAGUAAAAUCUGGCCGUUUAAAAUGGAGUCCCGUUCAUAGAUCUACACAGUUCUGGCGUGAAAAUGCAUCGCGUCUCAAUGAACGGAAUUAUGAACUGUUGCGCAAUUUAGUAAAUUUGUUGGAAACGAGUCGAGAUCCAUUGGUUUUAAGUGUAGCUAGCUUUGACAUUGGCGAGUAUGUCCGUCAUUAUCCUCGUGGAAAACAUGUAGUUGAACAACUCGGAGGAAAACAACUCGUGAUGCAGCUGUUGUCUCAUGAGGAUGCCGAUGUGCGUUUCGAAGCUUUAUUGGCUGUUCAAAAGCUUAUGGUUCAUAAUUGGGAAUACCUUGGACGUCAGUUAGAAAAAGAACAAAGUACCGGAAAGACUUAAAAAUCUAACAUGUUCUUUAAUGCCGUGUGUUCAUAUAAACUCGACUUGAAGUCUCAGUUCGU
Messenger RNA from Adelges cooleyi (spruce gall adelgid), 1402 nucleotides. Its product is annotated as V-type proton ATPase subunit H-like. Gene Ontology annotation, biological process: proton transmembrane transport. The record is from RefSeq and is a predicted model, not a curated record. The transcript has 10 exons. Lineage: Eukaryota; Metazoa; Arthropoda; Insecta; Hemiptera; Adelgidae. Gene Ontology annotation, molecular function: protein binding; proton-transporting ATPase activity, rotational mechanism. Gene Ontology annotation, cellular component: vacuolar proton-transporting V-type ATPase, V1 domain; lysosomal membrane. Bases 165 to 1340 code for a protein of 391 amino acids.